This is a messenger RNA of Schizosaccharomyces cryophilus OY26, 1014 nucleotides long. RefSeq lists its product as uncharacterized. The record is from RefSeq and is a predicted model, not a curated record. Gene Ontology annotation, cellular component: mitochondrial intermembrane space. Bases 480 to 797 code for a protein of 105 amino acids. The transcript has a single exon. Gene Ontology annotation, molecular function: zinc ion binding. Gene Ontology annotation, biological process: protein import into mitochondrial intermembrane space. Lineage: Eukaryota; Fungi; Ascomycota; Schizosaccharomycetes; Schizosaccharomycetales; Schizosaccharomycetaceae.
UACCUCCAUUGAGGUACUUGGUUAGAGGGUCUACCACCAAGUGCAAGGCAAAUAAAGACUGAGUCAUAAAACCUGGAUAAUUAUUUUUGAUUUAUUUUACUUGAAAUGGAUUUGCAAAUACUUGGAUAAAUGAAUUAAUCUGUUUGAAUGAGCGAACGCAACCUGUUUCUUUUCAAUGAAGUGCAAGAAGUGUAAUUUACAGCAUUUCUCCAAGAAAAACGGAUCCUGAACUUUAUCUAUUUCAAGCGGCAGAGUCAUUCUUAUUCCUUUGCUGAUUCACUGUCGCUUCCAGGCACUUUCAAAGACCAAUUUCUACGGAUUCUCAAGUACCCAUAUUCUACGUUCCUUUGUUUUCUCGUGUAUUGAUCAUAUUACUAUUUUCUUUUUCUAUUUCAUCACUUCCGUCAAAUAGUUUUCUCGGAUUUUCGUUAAUAUUCAAUUUCUAUACUGGCAUUACUAGAUUUUCGAUACAACCAAGGAUGAGUAUACCAUCUACUAUAUACGGUUUGCUGGUAGAUGACUGGUCCCGUUGUCAGCAUUACCAUAGCGAAUUGGAUAUUGUAGCAUUGCGGUGCUUUGCAUGCAAAAGGUUUUACGCCUGUUUUACUUGUCAUAACAUCCUGGAGUCACAUCGUUUUGAGCCAUGGAAAGAAACACCAAAUCUGUUCCCUGUUCUCUGUGGAGCAUGUAAACAUAACCUGACAAGGGAUCAAUAUCAGCAAACCAGCAAUUGUCCAAAUUGCGAGCGUCCAUUCAACCCAAAUUGCCGAAAGCAUAAAAGCUAUUACUUUGCAUAAAACCUUACCAAGUUGGAAUGAAUGUACUGGAAAUGAUUUACAUCUAUCCAUUUUUUAUUAAAGGUUCAAAGCGCUACUAGAUCAUAAAAUGCAAGGCAAAUUCAUUGAAACCAAAGUGACGCUCAAUGUUCAUAAACCAUAGCACUGGACUUGUUGAACUUGUUUAUUCAAGUUUGUUUCCGUUACUUUUCGGUUACGUGGCAAAACAAUGUUAUAG